Micromonas pusilla CCMP1545 is the source of this 807-nucleotide messenger RNA. RefSeq lists its product as uncharacterized. Bases 1 to 807 code for a protein of 268 amino acids. The record is from RefSeq and is a predicted model, not a curated record. Lineage: Eukaryota; Viridiplantae; Chlorophyta; Mamiellophyceae; Mamiellales; Mamiellaceae. The transcript has a single exon.
AUGCGGUCGCGCGAGCGCGGCGGCAUCGGCAGCCGCUCGAGCUCGUUCUCGAGCCUGCCGACGGUGACCGAGGGGGACGAGUCCGCGGGCGGCGCGGGCGAGCGCGACGCGCCGGGGGGUGGACGCGCGAAGCGACGAGCGCAGCCGGGGAGGAUCGUGUUGGCGGUGUGGUGCGACGGCGCGUCGUUGCGAGCGCUGCGCGCCGCGGGCGGGCUCGCGUCGCGGCGCGAGGGGGGCGGAAAAGUGGCGCGCGGCGCGAGCUGGCGCGCGACGCCCGCGGUGGGCGAGCUCGCGACGCCGACGGAGGAGGCGCUCCGGCGCGCGCGCGGCGAGAGCGCCGGCGCGAGCGGCCGCGCCGCCGAUGACGAGGCGUCGAGUCAGCGGCCGAGGAGAAUGAACGGGGACCUCGUCGAGACGGGUCCGGACGACGACGACGACGACGACGACGACGACGACGACGACGACGACGCGCCGCCGCCGCCGCCGCCGCCGCCGAUGGAGACGAAUCGCGGAUGGUUCCGUUUCCUCGGGUGGGGCGGCGGCGGCGGCGGCGCGGACGACGACGCCGGCGACGCGCGCGGAGAGGCGGGGCGCGAUCGCGAUUCGAAUCGCGAUUCGACGAGAGAGACGGAGACGGAGACGCGGGGGGACCCUCCGUCGCGCCGCUCGGGGUCGGGGUCGUCCGACUCCGACGGCGAGGCGGCGCCGAUAUGGGCGAGGCGGCGGAAGUGGAAGGGCGGCGCGCUGUCGACGUUAGACGUCGACGACGCGGAGCAGACGUUAGGCGCGAUCGCGUGGACCGCGUGA